AUGGUGUGCCCAUCCGGUAAAGCCGAGCUUCAGCGCCGGAUGAUGCUCAGUUUUUAUUCGGAUGUUAACAUCAUGUCCGAUGAGGUGUCCCGCAAACUCGACACAGACCUGGAGCCUUACUAUGGGGAACCGAUCCCAGUUGUGGGUCACCCCGACCGCAACCCUCUUGGAACCGUCAAAGCUCGAUGGACCUUCUGUGGACGGGCGAAACCCUACCGGACUUUUUUCUACGUUGUCUCGAACGUGGAGUAUGAUCUUCUCAUCGGGAGACCUUCGAUGCGGCAGCAGGAGCUUUACAAAGCGGAUCCAAACAUUGCGAAGAGACUGAAUGCGUCGUUUCGGGGUGACCAAGAUCGGCACUAA
Molecule: messenger RNA, 363 nt
Organism: Aspergillus sclerotioniger CBS 115572
Lineage: Eukaryota; Fungi; Ascomycota; Eurotiomycetes; Eurotiales; Aspergillaceae
Exons: 1
Coding region: 1-363 (120 amino acids)
Source: RefSeq, a predicted model, not a curated record